This is a messenger RNA of Phoenix dactylifera (date palm), 1834 nucleotides long. Its product is annotated as Plasma-membrane choline transporter family protein. Lineage: Eukaryota; Viridiplantae; Streptophyta; Magnoliopsida; Arecales; Arecaceae. The record is from RefSeq and is a predicted model, not a curated record. Gene Ontology annotation, molecular function: transmembrane transporter activity. Gene Ontology annotation, biological process: transmembrane transport. Gene Ontology annotation, cellular component: membrane.
CGUUCCCAUUCAAACCCUGCCGUUAUUUAUUUCCUCCCCUGCUUUUCCUCUCACUACGCACUCCCCCUGUUGACCUCCUUCUCUCCGCCUUCUUCUCACCCCGCUCCAACUCCCUCUCGCAUUCCACGAGAGCAAGCAAGAAACCAGGCAUGAGCUUCAGAGACCCCCCGGCCGCCUUCUCCGACACCGAUCUCGCCUCCUCCCCCACCAUCGAAGAGGAUGAUGAGGACGGGCGACGGAGCAGGAACGGGAGCGAGACAUCGUCGCUUGGGGCGGCGAGGGCGUCGGAGCCGUCGAGGCACUGGCGGGACGUGUUCUGGCUUUUGGUUUUCUUGGUCCAACUGGUUGCCCUCGGCUCGGUGCUCGCCCUCCUCGGGAUCAACCGGUUCCGGAAGGCGGACCGCCUCAAUAUAGAUCGCUUCACCAACAUCACCGGUAUGGGAAAUGCCAGCCAUCCCCAGGAGCAGCCACGGGGCGACUUGACGGAGACGUUCUGGCCUUUCUACGGGGUUGCGGGCGGGGUCGGGAUCGUGCUGGCGUGGGCGUGGCUUUCGCUUCUCGGCUCCAAGGCAAGUCAGAUGAUGAAGGUUUCCAUCCAUAGCCUUACCACCUAUCUGGCUGUGAUCAGUGUGUUGUGCUUCUGGGGCCAGCACGUCUUCUGGGGGAUUGCUUUCGCGGUCGGCGCUGCCCUGCACUUCUUGUAUGUGAUGUCGGUGUUAGAUAGGUUUCCUUUCACAAUGCUAGUGUUGCAGAAAGCUGUGAAGAUGGUUUGGGACCUCCCUGAAGUGAUGGGAGUGGCCUAUGCUUUUAUGUUAAUCAUGCUUUGCUGGAUGAUUUUGUGGUCAUUUGGAGUGUCUGGUGUUGUUGCUUCAAGCUUAGAUGAUGGUGGACGCUGGUGGCUUCUUGUGGUUUUCUCAGUGAGUUUAUUUUGGACUGGUGCUGUGCUUUGUAAUACAGUUCAUGUUAUAGUAUCUGGUAUGGCAUUCCUUGUUCUCAUUCAUGGUGGUCGUAGAGCUGCAUCAAUGCCUGCAAGGACAGUAUUGAAGUCACUACGAUAUGCUGUGACAACUUCUUUCGGUAGCAUUUGCUACGGUUCACUUUUUACAGCUGCCAUCCGGACAUUGCGCUGGGAGAUCAGGGGAGUUCGUUCAAAAAUUGGCAACAAUGAGUGUUUGCUUUGCUGUGUCGAUUUUUUGUUUCAUCUUGUGGAGACUUUAGUUCGUUUCUUCAAUAAGUAUGCAUAUGUUCAGAUUGCAGUUAAUGGAAAGGGCUUCAAUCGUUCAGCAAGGGAUGCCUGGGAGUUAUUGCAGUCCACUGGGAUUGAAGCGCUUGUUGCCUAUGAUUGUUCAGGUGCAGUUCUUCUGAUGGGAACUAUUUUAGGUGGGCUUAUUACUGGAACAUGUGCUGGAAUUUGGACAUGGUUUAAAAGGAGAGAUGAAGUGCUUAUGGUUGGAUCCACUGCCGCAUUGAUGGGAAUGAUCUUGGUGGGGCUGGCAGUGGUAGUCGUUGAAAGUGCAGUCACGUCAAUAUACAUAUGUUAUGCAGAAGAUCCCUCAUUAAUUCAAAGAUGGGAUGCUGAAUUCUUCCGCCAAUUGGCAGAAGCACUGCACCAGCGGUUACAGUAUCGAAGUGCACGAGCCAGAGAAGUCAUGAACAGCAGGCUUGAUCAUUUGCCAGAUACACCACCUCUAUGAACUAAAAUGUUGGAUCAAAACAGAUGCUCUCAUUCUUAUUCAUUUAUACAAAGAACUUAUUUUUGUCCAUAAGAGAAACUAACAAUUGAGGUCUUGAAUUUAGUGGUAUUUAGAUGCUGGUUCAUGGUGUUGAUUGGACA